AUGACUGACAAGCUCCCACCCCCUUUGCUGGCCCUCUUCCAGCCCCGGCCACCCCUUCGCUACAUUGUCCCCACAGACCGAGCUCCAGAGGACUGCCCGAAAAGUACGAUCUCUGGUGUCGCCCAAUACCUUGAGGCAGCAAAGGAGUUCAAGGAAGAAGCACCAUACAAUGCAACUGAGUGCUGGUUGCAGCGCAAGUGGCGUGAGAAGGUUGAGAAGAAGGAGACAUUGUCUUCACAGUUGACGGAUGGCCUGCAAAAUUUCAAUCCCAAGGAGGAUCCACAAGCUCGAGGUGAUCCUUUCAGGACCCUCUUCAUUGCACGACUCAGCUACGAAGUUAAAGAAGCAGACUUGGAGCGAGAAUUCGGACGCUUUGGCCCAAUUGAGCGUAUUCGCAUCGUCAAGGAUACUGUUUCGCCGAAAGCAGGAAAGAAGCCUCACCGAGGAUACGCGUUCAUCGUCUACGAGCGAGAGAAGGAUAUGAAAGCGGCAUACAAGGAGACAGAUGGGAUCCGCAUCAAGGACCGACGCGUCUUAGUCGAUGUGGAACGUGGUCGCACAACCAAAGGCUGGAAGCCCCGUCGCUUCGGCGGUGGUCUUGGCGGCCGUGGGUACACUAAGGCCAUGCCUUCUCGCCCCAUGGGACCAGGCUUCAACGCACCAUCCGGCCCGGGUGGGUUUGGUGGUGGAUUCCGUGGCGGCUUCGGAGGUAGAGGUUUCCGAGGCGGAGGCUUCCGGGGUGGUGGUGAUCGGUUCGGUGGCCGUGGAGGAAUCGGUUACCAAGGUGGCCGCGGUGGUUUCGGAGGACAAGCACCGCCAAACGCCCCCUCUGGUCCUGGCGGCGGACGUGGUGGUGGAUUUGGGGGAGGGGGUUACGGUGGGGGAGGCAGGUUUGACCGUGGUGUGACUGGCAGCAACCGCGAGCCCGUUCGUCCCCGAGAUUCAUACGCAGACCGCGAUCGCCGUGACGACCGUGACCGAGGAGAUCGAGCAGACCGCGACGGUGGCGACCGCUACAAAGACCGAGACCGCAUGUCAGACCGCAAUGGCGGCGACCGGUACCGCGAUCGGGAGCGUGACCGUGAGCGCGAUAGGUACAGCGGUAGUGGUGGCCGAGAGGACUUUGGACGCAAGCGACCCCGUGAGGAUGACGGCUAUGAUGACAGUCGCUCUAGAAGACGAUACUAA
Molecule: messenger RNA, 1188 nt
Organism: Penicillium daleae
Lineage: Eukaryota; Fungi; Ascomycota; Eurotiomycetes; Eurotiales; Aspergillaceae
Product: U1 small nuclear ribonucleoprotein 70 kDa
Exons: 4
Coding region: 1-1188 (395 amino acids)
Biological process (GO): mRNA splicing, via spliceosome
Cellular component (GO): precatalytic spliceosome; U2-type prespliceosome; U1 snRNP
Molecular function (GO): U1 snRNA binding; mRNA binding
Source: RefSeq, a predicted model, not a curated record